This is a messenger RNA of Quercus robur (English oak), 855 nucleotides long. RefSeq names its product protein translation factor SUI1 homolog. The record is from RefSeq and is a predicted model, not a curated record. NCBI's taxonomy places the organism in Eukaryota, Viridiplantae, Streptophyta, Magnoliopsida, Fagales, Fagaceae. Gene Ontology annotation, molecular function: RNA binding; translation initiation factor activity. Bases 348 to 686 code for a protein of 112 amino acids. The transcript is spliced from 4 exons. Gene Ontology annotation, biological process: translational initiation.
AGAAUAUAGGGCAAAGUAGAAGUUAGUGUCUUGAUAUGAUUUACUUGAAUGAAAAAAGUCAUAAGCUUUCAAAGUUACCAUUUAAAAUUUAAAGGGGUAAAUUACUUUAAGAUUGAAUAGAAAUGGAGGUAAAAAGAACAAAAGAAAAUAGUAAAUGUAGUCCAACUCUUUUUGCUCCCCUUCAAUCUCCCUUAAGAUAUGGUGUUAAUUUCAAAACUUGUGUUACAAACCAUGUUAGUGUUUUGGGACUGAUGGGACUUUUAACUUGGAUUCAGCUGUGAGCAUCUGUGUUUAGAAGGGGAGAAAGAACUUGUGUUGGAUCUCUUCAAUCUCCUAUACCAAGUUUCAUGUCUGAACUCGACAUCCAAAUACCUAGUGCCUUCGAUCCAUUUGCAGAGGCUAAUGAUAAGGACUCUGCCGGGGCAAAGGGGUACGUUCAUGUGCGUAUACAGCAGCGUAAUGGUAGGAAACGCUUGACCACUGUCCAGGGCUUGAAGAAGGAAUUCAGCUAUAGUAAAAUACUCAAGGACCUUAAGAAAGAAUUUUGCUGCAACGGUACUGUUGUCCAGGAUCCAGAGCUGGGCCAGGUCAUUCAACUUCAAGGUGAUCAACGAAAGAAUGUUUCUACCUUUCUAGUUCAGGCUGGCAUUGCGAAGAAGGAACAUGUCAAGAUUCAUGGUUUUUAAGCAGCACUCUCAGCAGUAGCAGAUAUACUUAUAUGUUUGCAACUGCUGUUUCAUGUAAGAGAUCAUACAAUUUAUAUGGCUCUAAGAAUCGAGUAUAGUGUCUAUAAUGUAUUUUCAAUUUCUGUCAAACUAAUAUUCUCAAGCAUUAAUAAAAUACUAUCUUUGUCUA